This is a messenger RNA of Oreochromis niloticus (Nile tilapia), 3850 nucleotides long. RefSeq names its product dual specificity protein phosphatase CDC14AB. Gene Ontology annotation, biological process: protein dephosphorylation. NCBI's taxonomy places the organism in Eukaryota, Metazoa, Chordata, Actinopteri, Cichliformes, Cichlidae. The record is from RefSeq and is a predicted model, not a curated record. The transcript is spliced from 13 exons. The coding region runs from base 416 to 2110 and encodes 564 amino acids.
UCCUGUCCUUCCUUGACUUCUCAUUACUGCUCUCUGAUUACUGUUAUACUGUUAUAAGAAGUCCACUGCUCCACCCGGAGGGAUGGUGUCACAGCAACAAGGUUCCUGGUUCAAACCACAACUAUGGCCUUUCUAGUUGGAGUUUACACACUUUCCCUGGUACACAGUCCAAAGACAUGCAUGUUCAUUCACGUUAGGUUAACUGGUGAUUUAGUUUAGUCCAGUUUUAUUUGUAUAACAUCAGUUACCUCCAGGCCUUUUGUAGGUAAACAUCCUACAAUAUUAGAGAGAAAACUUGAAUUGGACAAUUCCCAACAAGCAGGGAUGGAAACAGUGGGACGGUAAAGCUUCUAAUAGGGUUGGGGAGACCCUCAAAGAACUUCCUUACAGUGUCCUCAGUUGAAAUCAGCAGCACAUGCCAUGCCGCCUGUAUGUGAGCAGGAAGCUGCUUCCUCUCAGGACAGCUGCUCUGGCCACAACAAAGACUAUCAGAACCUGGCCUGAUGAAGCCUUACAGCAGCUGCAGGACUGUCCCCACACGACCAGGACAUUUUGGAACAUCCAGACCUGGAGGUGUACUGUGUUAGCUGGUCUAUCCCAACCACAAGCCCUGGAUGACCAGGGACGUCCACUGGCUGCCUUCAGAUUUAGUGACAGGGUACGCUACAACGCCAAAUCACACUACAGGUGGAAGAUCACCUGGCAACAACAGCAGGCAGGUGUGGCAGGGAGUACAGCACAUCACCGAGUACAGGAGCAGUCACAGAGCUGCCCAAGUUUUUAUGCAGACUUUGGGCCCCUCAACCUGGCCAUGCUGUACAGAUAUUGCUGGAAACUCAACAAGAAGCUGAAGUCUUUCACAAUGUCUAGAAAGAGACUGGUCCACUACACCAGCUAUGACCAGAAGAAGAGAGCCAAUGCUGCUGUUCUCAUUGGUGCCUAUGCUGUGAUCUAUUUGAAGAGAAGCCCAGAAGAUGCCUACAGGACUCUGAUAACAGGAAACAACACAGGCUACAUGCCGUUUAGAGAUGCAGCGGUCGGAGAGUGCUCAUUUAACCUCACUGUCCUAGAUUGCUUACAAGGAAUCCACAAGGCAUUACAACAUGGUUUCCUGGAUUUUGAAAGGUUCAGUGCAGAAGAAUAUGAACAUUAUGAGCGAGUUGAAAAUGGAGAUAUGAACUGGAUCAUUCCGGGAAAAAUCCUGGCGUUCAGUAGCCCUCAUUCUCGUGGUAAGAUAGAAAAUGGUUAUCCCCUUCACACACCCGAGGCAUACUUCUCAUACUUUUGCCAAAAUGACAUAACGACCGUGGUUCGUCUGAACAGGAAGUUGUAUGAUGGCAGGCGGUUUGAGGAUGCAGGAUUUGAGCACCACGACCUCUUCUUUCUUGAUGGGACCACGCCCUCUGACCUCAUCAUCAGACGCUUUCUGCAUGUGUGUGAAAGUACAGACGGGGCAGUGGCAGUGCACUGUAAAGCUGGAUUAGGCCGCACGGGCACUCUGAUUGGCUGCUACCUGAUGAAGCACUUCCGGUUUACUGCAGCUGAGGCGAUUGCUUGGAUCAGAAUUUGCAGACCUGGAUCUAUCAUCGGGCCACAGCAAAACUUCUUAGAAGAGAAGCAGCACAGUUUGUGGGUUCAGGGUGACGUGCAUCGGUCUAAACAGAAGAUGGUCCAACAGAGACUGAGUCGGCAGCAGCAGCUGCAGCAACAGCAGCUUCACCGCUCUGACUCUGUGCAGGGAGGGAAACAGGGGCCAGUGUCCUCCCUGCUUUCCAGCAUGGAUGACCUGUCAAUCAACACCGUCCUCUGCAGGUCAUAUAGCACGGAUGAGAAUAACUGCAAAGAAGUCAGUCUGACACAGGGAGACAAACUCAGAGCACUGAAGGGAAAACGGCCACCGAGAUCAGUGUCAUCCUCCUCAAGGUUAAACCUGUCCAAGACUUCACCCUGCUCCAUCCUCCCUCCCCCCAAGCCCUCCAAAGUCCACCUUUCCCUCACCCCCUCUUCUACUAAAAGGCUGGUACGAAGUUCCUCUACCACCACUGCUCCACACAUCAGGAGUCCCUUCAGCCUCAGUUUGUUCAGCACCAGGCCAGCACUGAUUCACUGACUUCACACCUGGGACGUUCUGGUCUGGUCAUGAAUCAGCCCGGCUGAUGAUAGACUUGCUGAAAACUGGAUCAGCUCUCUUGCAAUGUUUGGUCGUUUAAUAGGCCUUAAUUCCUUUUUUAGCCCCAAUAACUACUUUUCAUUUUGACAGACAGAGCCAACAGUUUGUCACCACUUUAAGGGCUGAUUAACUGGUCACGUGAUCCAUUCUGUGGUAAAAGGACUGACACCUUAAAUCAUCACGUCUCUUGGGUAUAGCAGGCAGGUAACUGUUAAAAACUGCUGCUGCAUAUUGCAUAUAUAACAUCUGCUAGAUGCUGAAUGUCCUGUUUUCACAAUUAUUUUGCUGGAAGCAAAAGACACGUGCAGGUGCAAAGACCAAACAACGCUAACAGGGGAUAAAAGGUUGUGGCCAGAGGACAGAGUCAGAUCAUCGCCAAGAGCAGUUUGGUGCUUCUGAUAAACGGCUGCUGCCAUUUGUCCAUCCAAAGUUCAGAACCACAGGAUGUAGACGGCCUGAAGCGCCUCAAUGCAUUAGCAAAGCGAAAGUUAUCACAUCUGCUGUGAAUUCCUUCUAGAAACUUCAGCGCAGAUUCAAAUCAUGGUUCUUCAUGUUAACGGUGCACAUAAAUCACAUUAGUGUCUCUUAACAGGAUUCAUCCCGCCACCUCAGUACACUCUGGAAUGGUUUGAUGAACAUGGAAAAACUGCAGAUACCCUCUAUCUCAGUCUGAAUGAGCAGCUGAUCUACCAGAGUCACUCAGAUCUGCACCUUCCCAAUUUAAACUAUCAGGACUUUUACGACUCGUUACCAACGUCUUGGUUGCAGAAACGCAGACCUUUAAAAGUCGUACCAAAAUCCACAGGAUCACAGGUUUAUUGGCUGCACAUGAUGGACCUAGCAUAUUUGGCAAGUUGUUGCAAUGUUGUCUCUCCAUUUUCAGUACUUUAGUAACCUGGUUGGGGUUAGAGAACCAUAGCAAAUCACAUCUUUUGUAAGAGACUGGUGCUCAUUGUUCAAGAAUUAACAACUGGACACAAAAUUGUCUUGCAAGAGCAAGAGUGAUAGACUGCUUCUGCUAUAGAUGUUAUUUAUAUUUUUCAAGACUAUUUCAUCCAUAAAGUAUGACAAACUUAUAUUUGUUGGUCUUUUAAUGUUCUAAUAAUCCAGUCACAUGCAAAGCAGAGCGAGGGACAAAAAGCCACGACAUGCUUAUAAUGCACUUUACCUCUGAGCACACAUGCUAGCAAUAAAAGACAAAAAAGAGUCAUUAAAGGAAAUCAAUUAAAUGAAGACAGAGAUUCUGAGUUUCAUACAUGUCAAUCAUCACAAACGUAUCAGACUGAACAAGGCACACACUUUAUUUCACAGGUUCUAACAUGAAAGUCAUUCAUAUUCAUACACUGAAUUUGUCAACAGUACUUUGGGAAAAAGACAAAUAUUUUGAAGGAAAUCAUACAUAAAGCAAAUUCACUAUGUUCAGCUUUGCACUAUUUUUUUCUUGCAGUAAAAUUCUUAAUAUGCAAAUGAUGUUCAGCUUUGAAACUGUUGCUGCUGUCAUACUUUACUGUAUCUGAAUGUGUGUCAGACUGUGUGACGAUGACAGCAGCUCAGAUGUGCUGUCUGAUUGGUCGUUUACUCCAAAGGAGGAAAAUGAGUCAGUGGUGACACAUAGUUUGAGGUGAUGACUAACGGUAGUGUGAAGUGCUGAAAUCAACAAUAAAGUCCAAGUAAUGAUGA